Molecule: messenger RNA, 3587 nt
Organism: Zingiber officinale
Lineage: Eukaryota; Viridiplantae; Streptophyta; Magnoliopsida; Zingiberales; Zingiberaceae
Product: CCAAT/enhancer-binding protein zeta
Exons: 16
Coding region: 56-3175 (1039 amino acids)
Cellular component (GO): nucleus
Source: RefSeq, a predicted model, not a curated record
GUUUUACCAAAACCCUACUUCAAACGCGCGCCUCGCUCGUCGGAGGGCGAGGAGAAUGGCGGCUUCUAAGGCGCAGAAGUCCGACGAACUCGAUGCCCUCAAGUCCGACGUCGCCUCUUUCGCUGCUUCUCUUGGGCUUGCUCCUCCCACAGCUACCUCCUCCUAUGGCUUCGACGACUCCGAUUUCCGGAAAUCCGGGCCAAUCAAGCCCUCCAAGUCCCAGGAUUCCAAAUCCCCAUCGUCGGCCGCCGACCUCGGUGCAGAGGUCACCGCAAAGAAGAAAUCCGGUUCCAAGCUCGUCCCUAAGCCACAUCCGCUGCAGCUCGAUUCAUUCAACAAGAGCUAUCAGGGCGAGCGCGGACCGCACUUGACCUUGAUGAAAGCGAGUGCUCUGUCGGGGCGUUGGUACGACGACGCUGAUGAAUUGGAGGCCAAGGUCUUGGGACCUGAUGGGAGUAAAAAGGUGACGGCUUUGGGAAUUGAGGAGUUUAAGAAGCUGGUCGAGAAGAAAAAGGAGCUGGCCGUCAAGCUAAUGGCCCAAUACACCAAGGAUUAUGAUUCCUCGAGGAGGAAGACUGGGGAUAUGAAGUUGCUGGAGGUGACAGCAAGGUCAGGGACGUCAGCAGAUAAAGUCUCAGCUUUCACUUGCUUGGUCGAGGAUAACCCCAUCGCAAAUCUUAGGGCAUUCGAUUCCCUUUUGUCUAUGGUGACAUCCAAGGUAGGGAAACGCUAUGCAUUUACUGGCUUUGAAGCACUGAAGGAGUUGUUCCUAUUGAGAAUGUUGCCUGAUCGCAAGUUGAAAUCUCUAUAUCAACGUCCCCUUGAUUGUUUGCCUGAAACAAAAGAUGGUUUCUCCCUCUUACUUUUUUGGUAUUGGGAGGAAUGCCUAAAGCAAAGGUAUGAACGGUUUGUAACUGUACUUGAGGAAGCAAUAAAGGACAUGCUACCAAAUCUUAAAGACAAGGCAAUGAAGACAGUGUUCAUUCUCUUGAAGAGCAAACCGGAACAAGAACGAAAACUGCUUACAGCUCUUGUAAAUAAACUUGGGGAUCCAGACAGGAAAGCAGCAUCUGGGGCUUUGUACCACUUGUCUUGCCUUUUGUCUGCACAUCCUAACAUGACGGCAGUGGUGAUUGAUGAAGUGGAUUCCUUAAUCUUCAGACCAUCUAUUGGACUACGUGCAAAAUAUCAAGCUGUUAAUUUCUUAAGUCAGAUUUUUCUCAGCAAAAAAGGGGAUGGACCUAAAGUUGCUAGACGGUUGAUUGAUAUAUAUUUUGCGCUUUUUAAGGUACUAAUUUCAGAGGCAAAAGAUGGCAAGAGCAGCAAGAAUGAAAAAAAAAGUGGUUUAGAUGCAAAGGGAAAGCGCAAAAGCGGAAAAAGUGGUUCACUGAAAACACUCAAGAAGAAUAAUGAUGAUGAGGCUUCAGAGUCCAAUAUUGAGAUGGAUUCCCGUCUUCUAUCUGUACUGCUUACUGGGGUAAAUAGAGCAUUUCCAUUUGUUGCAAGUGAUGAUGCUGAAAGCAUCAUUGAGGAUCAAACACCUGUACUAUUUAGAUUGGUCCAUUCUAAGAAUUUUAAUGUGGGUGUUCAGGCACUGAUGUUGUUAUAUCAGAUAUCUUCUAAGAAUCAGAUUGUUAGUGACCGGUUCUAUCGGGCUCUCUAUGCAAAGUUACUCACUCCUGCUGCAGUGAGUUCAUCAAAGCCUGAAAUGUUCCUUGGGCUAUUGUUCAAAGCAAUGAAGAAUGACUUGAACAUGAAGCGUGUAGCGGCUUUUUCGAAGCGACUUCUGCAGGUUGCACUUCAAAGGCCUCCACAUUAUGCCUGUGGAUGCUUGUUUAUGAUGUCUGAGCUUCUAAAGGCGAAACCACCUUUGUGGGGUACUGUCUUACAAACUGAGACUGUUGAUGAUGAUAUAGAGCACUUCAAUGACAUAAUAGAAGAUCCUGAAGAUAUUAUCAUGGAGCAGUCUUCUAAAUUAAUAAAAUCGGGUGCUUCUGCUGUGUCACAAAAUAAUAAAAAACGACAAGAGUACGAGGAUGAUGACUCUGAAGCUGAAACUAGUUUGAAAGAUGUUUCAAAAAUCAAUGCAGUGGGAAAGCAACAGAGCGUUGAUAAUCAACCACUUAAUCCAGGUCCAGGGUUGAUACUUCCUGCAGGCUACAAUCCACGGCAUAGAGAACCAAUUUACUGCAAUGCAGGCUGUGCGAGUUGGUGGGAGCUGACAAUAUUGGCUUCUCAUGUGCACCCAUCAGUGGCAACGAUGUCUAGAACUCUGUUAUCAGGUGCAACCAUUGUUUACAAUGGAGAUCCUCUGAAUGAUUUAUCUCUUACUUCAUUUAUCGACAAGUUUAUGGAGAAGAAACCAAAGCCCAAUCGAAAAACUGAAGGUAGCUGGUAUGGUGGCUCCAAAAUUGCACCGGCUAGAAAGAUUGAUGUGAACAGUCAUCUCAUUGGUGAUGAGAUUCUACAGCUAGCAGAAGACGAAGUGGCCCCUGAAGAUGUUGUUUUCCACAGAUUCUACAUGAAUAAAUCAAAGUCAUCCAAGAAGAAGCCUAAGGCGAAAAAAGCUUCAAAUAACGCAGAGGAUGUAGACGAUCUCUUGUUGGAUGCAGACAGCAGCACUGAUGAUGAGGAGAUUGAUAAUAUCAUGGGUUCUGGGAAUCUUCCAGUGGAAAAUGCUGAUGGAGAUUUUGACUAUGAUGAUUUGGACAGAAUUGCAGGUGAGGAUGAUGAGGAAUUGCUUGGAAAUGACAGCGAUGCAGAAUUAGAUCCUUCAGACAAUCGUAGUUCACGUGAAAAUGGCAGUGAUGAUGAAGAUGAUAAUCAUUUCAGCGAUGACAGUCUUGAUAUUUUAAGUGAUGGUUCCGAAGACGGUGGAGAUAAGCUUCAGGAUUAUGGUAGUGAUGGUUCUGAAGAUGGUGGAGAUAAGCUUCAGGAUUAUGGUAGCGAUGGUUCUGAUGACGUUGACGCUGAUAAUGAUGUUGAUGAUCAUCAUCAUCGUAAAGGAUCUAAGGAAAUCAAAAAAGUUGCCAAGGGAGAGAAAAGAAAGUCACAUGGGAAGUCUCGAGCAUCACCAUUUGCUAGUCUUGAAGAAUAUGAGCACCUUUUAAGCGAAAAAGACAAUAACAGUAAGCAGAAAUCACUUAGGAAGAAAAGGAAGAAACUAUCUAGUUGAGCAUUGAACAGAGGCAUACGGGUGUCUUUUCCUUUUACCUUGUUCUUGUAAUUGACGCAGGUAUGGUUAUAUUUAAGAUGAUCCAAGUUAAAUACACGGCUAAAGAAAUAAGGCGACAAUCAGGGGGAAAAAACAUCUUACAGUUUUAGUGGGGGAUAACAAGAGUGUCUAAAAAACUCACUUUGAAAGGGUGAGACAGUUUUUCUUUGGGGCAGAGUCUGGUUCCCUUGCUCCAAAAGACAAUCUUCAUCUCACUUAGUUUCAGAUUAUCUAUUUGCUUGUGUUGGGAGGUUAAUGGCAGGAAUUACUAUGCCAAUAUGUAUGGAACACCCAAUAUUGUUUGAACUAUUUAUAACAGAUUACCAAUUUUGAUCUCAUCACCUAAUUUUAAAGUGUUUUAAUUUGUAUAACU